Messenger RNA from Prunus avium (sweet cherry), 2317 nucleotides. RefSeq names its product transcription factor ABORTED MICROSPORES-like. Gene Ontology annotation, biological process: regulation of DNA-templated transcription. The record is from RefSeq and is a predicted model, not a curated record. Lineage: Eukaryota; Viridiplantae; Streptophyta; Magnoliopsida; Rosales; Rosaceae. Gene Ontology annotation, cellular component: nucleus. Gene Ontology annotation, molecular function: protein dimerization activity; sequence-specific DNA binding; DNA-binding transcription factor activity.
CUUCUUGAUUUUACUCCAAGCUCCAAAAAUAUAUGUACCAGAUAUAGAAAUUUUUGUUUUGUUGUGAGUUUGCUGAGAUGGGGUGUUAUAUCUAGGUUAGCUUUUGGAUAUGAAUAUGAUGAUGUUGCAGCAGUUAACUAUUGCUAUCAACUGAAGUUUGUAUGGAUCUCUCUCUUUGUUUCUUCUGCUGCUUGGCUUUUGUUUCUUCUUCCAUCCUUGUUUUGUUUUUCUUGCUAAUUUGUUCAGUCAAAAGAGGCACCAAGCAAGAGACCAAGCACUCCUCAAAACAUCGUCUUUCAGGUGGAAUGAACAUCAUGAUGAUAAUGCCAAGCCUCAUACAGAGACUUAGAUCCCUUGUGGGUUUGAAAGGCUGGGACUUUUGUGUUAUCUGGAAACUGAGUGAAGACCAAAGGUUCAUUGAGUGGAUGGAUUGUUGCUGUUCAGGGAUUGAAAUCACCCAAUAUGAUGCUGGACAAGAUCUUCUUUUCCCUCCAGUCCUUCCUUGUAGGGAUACCAUGUUACAGCAUCCAAGAACCACAGCUUGUGAUCUUCUUGCCAAAAUGCCUUCUUCUCUACCCCUAGACUCCGGGAUUUAUGCAGAGACCUUGAUAUCAAACCAACCCAGUUGGUUGAACUUCUCUAAUAACACAUGUUUAAGUACUCUAGAGGAAACAGUUGGUACCAAGGUUUUGAUUCCAAUACCAGGAGGAUUAAUUGAGCUGCUUGUUACCAAACAAGUAUUUGAAGAUCAGCAUGUUAUUGAUUUUAUCACAGCCCAAUACAGCAUCGCAAUGGUGCAGGACACCCUCGAUAACAUAACCGGUACGAGUAUAAUGAGUGAAAUCGAAUCAAAGAACCUCUUAGAUAAUGGAAAUGAUCAAAUGGAUAUCAACAAUGUUCAUUUCCAGCCACCCCUUUCCUCUAGAAUUUGUUCAAAGUUAGAUAAUCUGAACCUACCAUAUGAUGUCUCCAUGGGUACAAUAAGCAAUUCUCCAAUCAACUUCUUGCAGCAAUUUACUAAUUACAACUUGGGAAACAGAACCAAGAAUAGUAUUGAUGUUUCUUAUGGACAUUCAUCACAUGAACCAUUUCUUUCAGAUAAACAAAUGGACCCAUUUAUUUGCUCAGCAGAAAACGGGUUUCAAGAGAUGGAGGCAAUGCAAAGGUCCAUGAUGGCUGAUGAGACACAACAACACAUGCAUAUGCAAUACAUGGAGGCAUUAGCACCUGACAUGGAUCUGCAGGACGGCAACGAUAAGCAGGACUCAAUUAUACAUGACGAAGGACCAGCUGCAGAUGGACUGUCGGAUUGCAGUGAUCAGAUUGAUGAUGAUGAGGAUGAUGCAAAAUACCAGAGAAGGAGGGCAGGGAAAGGGCCUCAAGCCAAAAACCUUGUUGCUGAGAGAAAGAGAAGGAAGAAGCUUAAUGAAAGACUUUUUGCUCUUAGAGCUUUGGUUCCCAAUAUUUCCAAGUUGGACAGGGCUUCCAUUCUUGGGGAUGCAAUCGAGUAUGUGCAGGAGUUGCAGAAGCAAGCUAAACAACUUCAAGAUGAGCUUGAUGAUCAUGCAGAGGAUGAAGGUCCAAAGAACUCUGGCAUCACUGGCCACCACAACAAUACACAAUCAGAGAUUCAAAGUGGACUUGACCCUGGGGGGCCUAAAACUGAUCAUCAACACGAUAGUGUCUCCAAACAAAGCCAAGAUUCAGAUGUUAUCCAUGACCACAAGACACAACAGAUGGAGCCCCAAGUGGAAGUGGCUCAAUUAGAUGGAAAUCAGUUCUUUGUUAAAGUGUUCUGUGAGCACAAGCCUGGUGGAUUUGUGAGAUUGAUGGAGGCUUUGAGCUCUCUAAGCCUGGAAGUUACUAAUGCCAAUGUGACUAGCUUCAGAUGCCUCGUGUCCAAUGUUUUCGUCGUAGAGAGAAAGGAUAGUGAGAUGGUUGAAGCUGAUGAUGUGAGGGACUCCUUGCUAGAGCUAACAAGGAACCCAUCAAGAUGGCAUAGUGAGAUAGCUAAAGCUGAAGAGAAUGGCGUCGGCUUCGACAACCAUGACCAUGAUCAUGACCACCACCUACACCUCCACAACCGCCAUUUUAAUUCCUUCCACUUGCACCAUCUUCCUAAUGAAACAUGAAGCAUCAGUGUUUUAUAUGGAAAAAAGCACUAGUUUGAGUACUUUAUUUGUUUAUUUGUUCACUUUGGUAGAAGCUUGCAGACAUAUUCUACAUAUCUUAAAAUUCAGUUCGAAUCAACAUUUAAUGCAAUUUCAGUUUGAAGAAGUAUUUGUAGUAGCAACCGGACUUAUAAAAAUAUGUUAUC